Micropterus dolomieu (smallmouth bass) is the source of this 3425-nucleotide messenger RNA. It is a transcript of the gene dgkab, whose product is annotated as diacylglycerol kinase, alpha b. The coding region runs from base 102 to 2267 and encodes 721 amino acids. Gene Ontology annotation, cellular component: plasma membrane. NCBI's taxonomy places the organism in Eukaryota, Metazoa, Chordata, Actinopteri, Centrarchiformes, Centrarchidae. The record is from RefSeq and is a predicted model, not a curated record. Gene Ontology annotation, biological process: intracellular signal transduction; diacylglycerol metabolic process; lipid phosphorylation. The transcript is spliced from 24 exons. Gene Ontology annotation, molecular function: calcium ion binding; ATP-dependent diacylglycerol kinase activity.
CCGUCAACUAACGUACCAGGACUCCGUGUUGUGGAGCUCCGUGUUUGGGACAGUUUGUAUUUACUUCUUCAGAAGUGUGAGGAGGGAGAAAGUUGAUCGGCAUGGCCUCCUCUGACGAUGCAGAAGGGUCUCUGACUCCUGUGGAUUUUAUCCAGCUGCAGCAUUACAUGGAAUACAGCAGUUUGAGGGUGAAAGAUGUGAUCAAGGAGUUUCACCCUGGGGGUCGGCUGGCCCAGCACAGCUUUGGAGAGUGCGUCGAUGCAGUGGGCUUCUCACUCUUUCUCAAGACCUACCUAGAAGUGGAUGACUUCCCUGCAGACUUCUGCCAACGUCUUUUUCGCUAUUUUCAACAUGUAGAGCAGAAUGGCUCCUCAAAGAGCCCUCUGCCCAAAGGAGGUGGGGUCUUUCUUCGUGACGUGUCCUGUUACUUCUCAGUGCUGGAGGAAGGACAGCCCCGGGAGAAGCUCGAAUUUACUUUCAAACUUUACGAUAAAGAUGUCAACGGACUCCUGGACAGCUCUGAGGUGGAUCGCAUAAUCACACAGAUGAUGCGAGCUGCUGAUUACCUGGGUUGGGACGUGACUGAACUCAGACCAGUCCUCAAAGACAUGAUGACAGCGAUCGAUGUGGAUGACAGUGGGACUGUCACUCUGGAGGAAUGGGUGAAGGGAGGCAUGAACAACGUCCCUUUGCUUGUUCUGCUUGGACUGAAGAUGACCGAGAGGGACGGGCAGCACAUUUGGAGGAUGAAGCACUUUAAUAAACCGACCUACUGCAGUGUGUGUCAGAGCAUGCUGCUUGGCCUCGGGAAACAGGGACUCUGCUGCACCUGUUGCAAGUACACCGUCCACAGUCAGUGUGCCAACAAGAAUCCCGAACCCUGUGCUCGUACCUUUGUCAAAUCAAAAAAGGAGAUUAAUGUAGCGGCUCACGACUGGAUCAGAGCUGACUGUAACUCCACCAAGUGUCAGGUCUGCCACAAGAAGAUCAAAACCUUAGUUGGGAGGCGUUGUGUUUGGUGCCAGGAGAUGCGUCAUGAUGAGUGUGUUUUCUCUGGCUCAUCGUCCUGUGAUUGCGGGCCACUGAGAGAUCAUAUACUGCCUCCAUGGGCCAUAUACACCAUCUCAAAGGAGGAGGACACCAGCUUGUUAAAUGUCACCCCUGAUGGCCACAUCCUGCAGAUUGUUCCAGUUCCAGACACCCACCCUCUGCUGGUGUUUGUGAACCCGAAAAGUGGAGGAAAGCAGGGUGAACGAGUGCUCAGGAAGUUUCAGUACCUGCUGAACCCACGUCAAGUUUACAACCUGUCCAAUGGAGGUCCUGCACCAGGACUGCACUUCUUCCGCAAUCUGCAGAACUACAGGAUCUUGGUGUGUGGGGGAGACGGCACCGUCGGGUGGCUCCUAGAUGCUAUAGACAAAGCAGACCUCCAGGUGCAUCCUCCAGUAUGUGUCCUUCCUCUGGGCACCGGGAACGACCUGGCUCGUUGUCUGCGCUGGGGAGGAGGCUACGAGGGGACAGACUUGAGAGAGAUCUUGAAAGAGAUCGAAGCCAGUGAUUUGAUUGUGAUGGACCGCUGGAGCAUCCAGGUGAUACCAGAUGACCCCCAAGAGGCAGGAGACCCCGUGCCCUACGAGAUCAUCAACAACUACUUCUCUAUUGGUGUGGAUGCCUCUAUCGCUCAUCGUUUCCACUCCAUGAGAGAGAAACACCCCCAGAGGUUCAACAGCAGAAUGAAGAACAAACUUUGGUAUUUUGAGUUUGCCACUUCUGAGACCAUCUCUGCCUCCUGCAAGAAGCUGAAGGAGUGUCUCAUGAUUGAGUGCUGUGGGAGUUCUCUGGACCUGAGCAGCAUGUCUCUGGAAGGCAUAGCUGUCCUCAACAUACCCAGCAUGCACGGAGGCUCCAACCUCUGGGGCGAUUCCAAGAAGCCUGAUAGUGUGCCAGAGGUGGAGCACAGUGAAGUUAUAACUGACCCUGAACUUCUUAAAACAAUCUCACAAGAUAUGAGUGAUAAGCGUUUGGAGGUGGUGGGGCUGGAAGGAGCCAUAGAGAUGGGACAGAUCUACACUGGGCUGAAGAGUGCCGGGCACAGACUGGCACAGACUUCCCAAAUUUCCAUCAGGACAAUCAAAGCCCUGCCAAUGCAAAUCGAUGGGGAGCCCUGGAUGCAGCCUCCAUGUACUAUCCACAUAACUCACAAGAACCAAGCUAACAUGCUGAUGGCUGCACCAACAAAACCAUCCGGCUUCUUUCACCUCAAGUAGAUUAACGUUUCCACUGCAUCCUCCAGUCUGCUGAGGGUCGCAACACCCCCCUGAAUCAUCGUGAAAAUGAUGCAGGAUGAGAAUUCAAAGGAGUUUGUCUAUUGGCGAGUGUACAACUGUGUGUGUUUUUAUUAUAAACAUUAUUGUUUGUCUUUUGCACUUAAUCCCUGAUGUCAUUUCAAAUUAUUUCAGCAUUUAGGCAGAGACCACACUGACAGACCUCAGUGUUAGCAGUCACUAUACUCAAUCUGAUCGCUGCUGUUGUGUGCCAACUUAAAUGUAAUGGAUUCUUAUUUUUGUUUUUGUAAAUAAACAAGCAAAGCACGUUGUGUAUAGGGAUAGAACAUAUUUGUUUAUUUUAUGUUGUGAUAGCUUUUUUUGUGGUUAAUCAAACUGUGUCUUGUUGAGUUUUACCUGUACUUCCUAAUGUAGCUGGUGAUGAACUGGCUUUGUUCAGCCUUCAGACCCUCACAGCAGCUCAUCUUGUUCAACAACAACAUCCUACCUGUCUUUUCACUGUCGGUCUUCAUCCAACUGAAAUAUAAUGUAAUGUGUUUAUGUCAGUGUGUGUGGUUUUUUUUAUAGCUCUGCCAAAUUUACCAUGUUAAGUAUUAAAAACCAAUACAUUUCAUAGUUAAGGUGUACUCGACAAGAGUAAUGUUAGUUUCUUCUGUUUUGUCAUCCUGUAACUUUGCAGAGUAUGUGAUUCUCCCAUUGGCUUCUCAAAAACAGCCACAGAAUACACAGAAACACAGGGAAAUCUAAUGAAAUAUCACUGCUUAUGAAAUCCUGCAAAAUAUAAUAUAAAUAUAUUGUAAGUCAGUCAUGUGUUGGAUUAUCAGUGUACUUGUUGUCAUGUAACAUGCUUGUAAAGUAAUUUAAUAUCUUGCCAUAAUGUCACAUUGUGUAGCUGUCACUUGCAUGUGUGUCUUGCAGUAUUGUAUACUCAGUUUGAGGGAGGUUUAUAAAGCUGAACGAGCAGAUAAAGGAAUUGCAGACAAUUUGUUGCACCACUUAAAGUUUUUGUUUACAAAGGGAUUAUUUGGAUUUAAGACUUUAUUUUUUUUCUCUUUGUAAUAUAUUGUCUGACCUUUUAAAUAUAUGUGGAGAUCUUGAGUGUUUGUUGCAGCUGAAUAUGAAGCUCUUGUUCAAAUUGAA